GGAGCAAGAUGGCGACGGAAGUAUUGUGAUCUCGCAGCAGCGUUUUAUUGAGAUAUUCUAAAUGUCGGGGACACGUUUGACAAGGAAGGUUACGGUAGAAGGAAGUAAGAAGCUUCCAGAAGGAAGUAGCCAGAGUUCGUCAUCGAGCUCAGGAACCAGGCGAAGUGUUUUUGACAGACUAGGUCCAGGGACAAGCGAAGUGAGUGACUAUAAAAUCAUGCGAAUAUUAUUUGAAAUCUUGUCGGUUUAUUUCGUAGCCGAAUGGAAUGCUUGUGUUUCCCCGCCGAUUACAUGGAACGAUAUAAAAAAAAACAGCAAAGUGACUCCUUUCAUGUAGAAUCAAAGGAAGAGUUUACUAGUGAUAAAUUGAUUAAUAACAUGUGUGUGUGUGUGGCUGUCAGUUACUAUUUAAUCCUCUAACUCUUAAGAUCUGACCGUUAAUUCCUCCCCCUCCCUAGCUGCUUCACAAUUCCUUGUAAAUUUGUUUUGAGAAUUUGGUGUUAGAUCAAGAUGACAGCUUCUACCUGAUAAGUUUGAAAGUCUCGUCACCUGUUUGUUGGAUAAUGAAUAAAUAUUAUAGGGAGAAGUUUUAUGAUGAGAACUUGAGAGUUAAAGGAUUGACAAAAUCAAUAAGUGGGAAAGAUUUUUAGAAAAUAGGGGGCUGAAACUCAAGUAAAUUUCAUUUAAGAUUUACUAAUCAGAUGGGAUUUCCUAGACUGGCAAAAUGUUGACUAUAGUCAGCAUGAUUUGAGCUCAAGUUCAGUCCAUUAUUUAAGAGUUGAACACCCCCCUGCCCCAUUAUUUAUAUAAAAGAGAAACACAAUGAACCUGGCCUGAAACAGAGGGAGAGGAACCUAAAUUAACUAGCAAAUGUAUAAAAGAAAGAUUACACGCCCCAAGUUAACAGUGACUUGUAUUGUUUUCAGGAUACAAUGUAGGUAGGUAACAUUUUUUGAAAAGUCCUUUUGGUAAACAUUAGCCUCUUAACCCUUUAUACCUUAACAUCAGUAUGUAUAUUCUCCAAAAUGUUCACUAUACAUUUUCUGAGGUGGUGACAAGGAGAAUUUAUCCAAUAAGCAAGGUUCGUUAGUUGGUGAUCAUUUCCUUUAUUCUUGUAACCUUGAUAUUUGAUUCAGAGGUGAUAGUGUAAGGAGAAAUUAGAUGCUAAGAAUUUUUAGGGGUUCAAAUGGUUAGGGGAAUUAAUGAGGGGCUCAUUGAUGAAAACUUUAUAAAUGAGAAUUACACACAGGUGUGAAUCAUAAGGACCUCUCUUUCCUUGCACUUUUUCUUGUUUGCAGGUCAGAUAUGCAAAGUCAGUCUAAAAAUGUGACCACUAUAUAGAUGUCAAUACUUAGUAGUCUGUAAUUUUUUUUUUACAUAGCGUUCAAGAUCUAGAGAGUCAUAUCCUCCUGAAAAAUGUAGAAACUGGUUGCGAGAUGGAAGAUGUCAAUUUGGAAGAAAUUGUAAAUUUCUUCACGGACCAUUUUCUGAACCAAAAUCAAGAACUAAGAGUGUCAGAAGCAUUGUGAGAACUGAUGUUGACAGGUAUGAUUUUUGUAGUAACAUUGAAGUAAAAACUAAAAAUUGUGUGUUUCUUAGUUUGACUAAAGUUUGCAGCGAAAAAAUUAGAAAAAAAUUAGAAUCAUACUUUGGGAUCACUUGCAGAUUUAAGUGUGUAAAAGGAAGUGUUUUUUCUAGUUAUGAACCAUGACAGAUUAAUACUAGGGUACAUAAAUAGCUAUACAUAUACUGGGAUUGCAUUCUUGCUGAUAAUCUAGUUGUUUAACCCUUGAACUCCCAUGAGUGACCAAAACAGAGUUUAUCCUCACAAUAUCAAUACAAUAUCAGGUGGACAAGCAACGAGAAUAAAGAACAAUGUCAAUCAGGGGAUUAUUAGUUGAUCCAGUACCAAAUUCUCUGAACUAACAUCACAAUAAUUAUAUAGCAGAUAGUAAGGAGAAUUACUAAUGAGAUCUUGGGAGCUUAAGGGUUAAAUAAACUUUUGAAUAUUUAUUUGGUUGUUUUUAAUCAUUCAACAACCAACACAUGUUUCUUGCAAGGGAGUUUUUAGUAGAUUGCUUUCCAUUCAAUGGUGAACUCUUUGUUAUAAUCAGGGUCUCUGCUUAUAUGCAAGAGUUUUCUUCACAAGCUUUAGCCCAUGGCCAGGUCUCAUAAGUUUGGGGUCUUGCAUAGCUCAAGGCCUCAUAAUUUCCUUAGGGUGAUGUAACACUCAUGCCAAAGCUCUAAUAAUGAGAGCCUGCUGGCUUGCUCUGUAAGGGUGAGGUAAUUUAGUAUUGUCAACUGAGUUGGCCACUGUUAGGAGUUUCAAAGCUGACGUUUCAAGUGAUUGCCCUUUGUCAUUCAUUCUGAGGAAGGGCAAACAAUCGAAAUUUCAGUUUUGAAACUCUUUGCCAUGACCAAUUUGCAUUAUCAACUCAGUUGAUAAUAUUAAAUUACCUUGUUCUACUCUCCCACUGAUGCAGCACCACAGUUUCUUUAGAAACUUACCCCCUUUGUGCAAACUAACUUUCUUUUUUGCUCUUUAUCUUUACCAAUGAUGUGAUGCGGGUCUUGGUAUAAACAGAUCAGAAGGAGGUAAGAAUUAUUGCGAAUUGCUGUAGAUUUUAUUUCAAUUGUUCCUGUAAUUUUGAUUUGGGCAUAUGUGUAUGCUGCAAGUAGUAGAGAGGCCAUAGAAUUCAAUGGUCUGAUUAUGUUAAACAAAUUUUAGUCAUUGUUUAAUAAAACUGCAUCCUAAACAAUCCUCAGUUUAGCUGACCUUUUAUCUGAACGUUCAUUUUGAUGAACAGUGUUAAGAGGGCCAAAGUUAAUUAACCCUUUCAGUCCCACUAGUGAUCUAGACAGAAUUUCUCCUUACAUUAUCAGCAUGAUAUUAAGUAGCCAAGUAAUGAGAAUAAAGAAAAAUAUCAAUUAGGAGAUUAUUGGUCGUUCCAAUUUCAAAUUCUCCAAACAAACAUCAUAUAAAUUGUAUGGCAGACAGUAAGGAGAAUUACUCAUGAAAUCUUAAGAGUUAGAGGGUUGACAAGGGAAGGACAUUCAUUUACUUAGAUCAACCCUCUUAUGGUGAAAGACUGAGGCCUAGUUAUUGUGUAAAACUGUGGUUUGGGUUACCAGGGUAGACCUCAGGUAAAUAACUGGCCCAGAAGGCCACAGCUGAUUGAAAGAACCUUUCUUGUUUUAUUAUGGUAGCUUUGGAGAUAAUCAAAGAGGUCAAUGUAUAUUUGUGAGCUUAUAAUUUGACGUGACAUUUAUGCAUAUCAUGAUUGGAGCAAGGCACUCUGAAAUCAAUUCUCUUGCCAAAGAACACAAUACAUUAAGCCCUGCAACUACUUUGCCAUUAUACUUAUUUGAAAAUAAAACAACUACAACAACCACAAAAAACUGAAAGAAGUACAAUGGACAACAGAAUACAAAAUUAUUAUUUUAUGAAACAUUAAUACUUAUUUCCCUUUAUACUCUAAUAUCAGUAUGUAUAUUCUCAAUACUGUGCUCUAAAGGUUUCUUAUAGUAUUGGCAAGGAGAAUUUGUUGAACAAUCAAAGCUUCAUCAACAGAGUGGCUGUACUCUCACAACUUUUAAUUUUUGAUUGAUUAGUGAUAAUGUACUGAGAUAUUAGAUCCUAAUCACUUUUAAGGGUUAAAGAGUUAUUUAUAUUUUACCAGAUUAUUACAUUAAUUAUCACUGGUAUUUCAUUUUCUUCAAGAUGAUGGUGCCAUUACUGUUCGAACUCAAAGUCUUGAUAGUUUAGAGCCUGAUGAUGAUGAUGAGAAAGAAAUUUCAGUUCUGAAAAAGAAGAAACAUAGACCUCUGGAGGAAUCCUCUGAGCCAAGCAAGAAAAGUGAGAAGCUAAAGAGACGACAGCAGAUUGAUCAAGACUCAUCUCAAGGUAAGGGUUGUUUAAUUCAAAUAGGCAGGAGAAUUUUUCUCGUUUUGAAUACUGACUUUUUAUAACACAUCUCUUAAAGUAAUUGACAGCACGUUUUGUAACGUGUCUGUGAAGGUAACUGACAGUAACACUUAAAUGGUCUGAUCGGCCAGUUUCGAUAUUUCGGAAUCGUCAUAGAACUACACCUCUAAGUUUAACUUUUCGUUACAAAGCAGCGACUUUCGUCCGUUUAUUUAUUGCUUUUCUUAAUCAAAAAUCAGGUGAGGGGGACGAUGGAGAUGACCACCGGAAACGAAAAAAGAAAGUGAGAAAGCGUCAACUCAGCGGCGGAGUUGUCAUCGCUAAGCACGAGAGUCCAGAGGAAGAGGAAAGGGACUGGGGAGACGAAGAUUACGAGGAGGAACGUAGCGAUCUGGAGUGGGAAGAGCGGGGUGAGCUGGACUACGAGCGGCAGCUCAAUUUAGAGAAGAGACGACAAGAUCUUCAACGCCAGCUGGCUCUCAUGGACGAAGAGGACGCUAAGAGGGAGAAGGCCGAACGAAAGGUGAAAGAUGUGAAGAAAGAGAGAGAUGAAGACCUCAAACCUGCGAUUCCCGUGGUUCAUAGCAAGCUGCACCCAGAGAAGUCGUCCGUAUCUCCUGCAGAUGAGUUUUCACCAGUCUCCUCACAGUCGACUCCGAAGAAAAAGAAGAAAAAGGCGGAUGGGGAAGGGAAGAAGGUGAAGGCGAAACGUAAGAUCUCUCCGUCAACAAAAGGGCUGAAAAAACGGAAAGGUGUUAAACCAGCUGCUGGAGGUUCGAAUGGUGGGAUUGUGGAGGAAAGACCUCAAAAAGUGACAGAUGUAUCACCCGAAAAGCCUAAAGCAUCUGUUCGAACGCAGCCUGAGUUUGAGGAAACAGCUACAGAAAAGCCACGGGUCCCAAAGAAGAAGCAGGUGAAGCCCAAGAAAAAAGAAAGCCAAGCAACCAGGAUUUCUGAGGAUACUUAUUUAAGUCCCACGGGUUCCUCUGGGCAAAUACCUCCGCGAACUCUUCCACCGGAGGAGAUUUCAAGGGAAAAGAGAUCACCUACUCCGGAAGAGCAAAGGGUACCUGUGGAAAAACUGCGUCGAAGAACAGCUCUAUCGUCUCCAGAAGGCUCUAAUUCUCCAGCCCCUCCCUACGGCAGCGAGAGCAGGACUCGCAGGAGCACGGACCCCUCCGACGGAAGUAUUCGAAAAACUGUUCGUGAGGUCCACAAUAACGAGCCGCCGGGAGAAGCAGAACACAAAGUAAAAGCGAAAGGCCACGAGAAGCCUUACAGAGAAGAAAGAUCGCCUGGUACACCAGAACACGGACGAAGAGUAGUGGCAAUAAAAGAUACACGUCAUGUGGAGGAGGGAAGGAGCGAGAGACGAAAGAAAGUUGUUGACGAAGAACCACCGCGCAGCCCAUCUCCCGAAGAUAUCCCCGCUCGGGACCCUAUCACACCACCCGGGGAACAGCGCAGACAUAGGACCCCACCGCCCAGGGGAGACAGACGAGGACCACAGACUCCUCCGGGUGAACCUGAUUACGAUGACGCACCAAAGCAAGGCUCAAGCGACCGGGGUGCCCCUCGGCACCGUGGACCCUACACUCCACCUACCCCUAGCAAUCCCCCGGUGCGCAGUCGAGAUGAAAGAAAUCGCGAAGAAUUUCACGACGGGAGAUCUGAGUCGCUGCCUUAUCGCGAGGAGGCGUCUGUGCCUCGAAGCAAAGAGCGACCUGAACGUGAUACCAGGUACUCAAGACAGAGGGGUGAUGAUGGGGUCGACGACAUGUCGCGAGGCAGCCGAGGUCAUGCUUCAGUAGACGAAGAUUAUCCGAGGGCCCGACUUCGAGACGAAGAACCUGGCAGACUAAGACAUCGCAAUGAACGUCAGGACGACUAUCACCAACGCAAUCGCCCAAAAGAUGACCGAAGCGACGACUUUUACCGAGCUCGAGAUCGUGAGCCAGAUCGAAGUGACGACCAUUACCGAAGCCGGGCAGAAGAGCCCCGAGGCGGUGAACCACCACGCAGGAAACCCGAGGUAGACGAGGAAUAUCUUCGAAGACGCGAAGAUCGCGAUGAAGAUCAUUUACGUUCCCGCAAUCGAGAGUUAGAGAGAGAGGAAGAACGUUCGCGACGGAGAGACGAUCGCAGUGACGACCAUCAACGAGGCCGUGUCCGUGACGAGCACGAAGAUGACAUGCAGAGGCCCCGAGGCGGGCGUGAUUUUCCCAGGCGUCCGUUCGAAGGGGGAGAUGAAAGACACUGGGAAGGGCGCGGUGAAAGAGACAACAGAGAGGUGCAGUUUGGCGACCGGGAUAGAAGGAGACCGGAUAUGCCUCGGCAAGACAUAUCUGAUAAGUAAGUAAUUAAUUUUCCGCUGUGUUGUCAGUGAGGUUUUAAUUACUGUGCACUUCAAGUCAUUUACAGACGUUGAGUUUGUCCUUUACUUUACAAGUUUUUCCGUCAAUUUUAUGACCGAUUAGUCAUCGCUUUAUUUCCAACAGAGAGUAUCUAACUGCCCAACCUGGUUCAACCUGGCCAAUUCAAGCAUUGUUUUUUGGUCCCAAAACGUGCACUUAAAACGAGCUAUGUUCUUUGUUUCAGCCGCAGCCGUGAAAGAGCCGGAGAGAGACCACGUGACAGAGAAGGUCGUUAUCCACCGCCUGGGCCUGGGCCUGACCAUCACAGACGUUCGCCUCCCAUCCCCCACGGCUCACGUCGAUCACCUCCACCCCAUGGACCUCCGCGCGGGCCGCAUCGAUUUGAAGAGCGAAGACGUAGUUUAUCUCCAGGAGGACGCAGGGAGGAGGGUUAUCGCCAGGGUCCUCCACGAGACCAAGGCGGUUAUGGUAUGGGACGUGAGUCAGCGCAUGGGAGAGGGGGGCACUCCGCGCCUUUCGAAAACCGCGGUCGAACCGUCGAGAGUAGAAGAAGAAUUUCACCUCCACCUAGACAGUAUGCAGAGCGUGGCCGAGGUGCCCCGCGAGGCAGAGGAGUCAGAGGUGAGCAGACCUCUGUUAUAUGCAAUAGAUGAUGUUUGUUGUUUAUGAGAAGUCUGAGAUAAUAACCGACAGGCCCUUGGGUGUCGAGAUAGAUGCUUGUCUCGGGUAUUUUCCGGGAAUUGGAAACUUUAUCACAAGUAGUUGAUUAGUUAUAUUAGUGUGGUGAGGGAUCGUUUUAAUUUCCUGUCUUAUGUCAUUUGGUGAUCUCACCAUUCUCACUGAUCAAGAAAAUGUCUGUGCUUGGCUGGUUGCCCCAACUUUGUGCCCUGUGUCCCUUUCACUUUGCGCAAAAACGGCUCAUUAACUGCUUUUAAUCGCUAUGCUACGAUGCCACCACCUUACUACCAGGGUAGUAACUUGGUGGUGUGCUUUCAGGGUUUCAUAACCAAGUUGUCUCACAAAAGUUACAAACAACCACAUAGGCCAGCAAGUCCCGGUGCAAUGCGGCAUUUUGUAAUAACGACGCAUUUUAUGUUAACUUACGCAUUUUGUCUCACUAUGUAAGAGUCAGGCUAAUAAAUCGCGUAUUGAAAGUUGCGUUUCGAUUGCUAUACUAUUGGUCUUUGUCAGGCGAUGAGGUCGGGCAGAACGCUCGAGUGAACCGCCAUUCACCAAACCACAAACUAGUCUGCUCUUUCUUGUGUUCACAGUUUUCUGAGUUUCAUAGUGUUCUUAAAUUUCCCUCUUACGUUUAAUUUGACCAUAGGGGGCCGAGGUUUUCCCGACAGAAGUCGGCCGCCAGGGGACCGGUACCAAGACCCUCCUCGUGAUAGAGCGGCGCCAUGGGAUCCCGAGCGCCGACGUGAAAGAGAUCAUCCACGCGACCGGAAUCGUCCGCACGACGAAUCGCGUGAUCGGGACAGACGUCCGAGAGGUGAACUGUCUCCAGGCCGAGGUCCAAGACACUGGGAGGAUAGGAGAGCUGGUAAGUGCAUUUUAUUUUUUAUUUCUAAUGCAAUAAUAAUAUUUUAGACAAUUAGCAAUGGGUAGUUUUUAAUAUUUUCAAUUUAGAAAGCGCUGCGUCUGUUUAUGAUAAAAUUUUAUUAUACUAUCUCUGUUUCUUUUUUACAAAUGGUAAAACUUUUCGCGGAAAAAGAGACGUCGGAAUGCCAAUGGUUUUUGUGCUUGUAGUACAUCACUUUCAUUUUUAUUGAAGAAAAUGUGCGAGAGCAAACUUUUCCAAUCCCUUGUGAUCAAGAUUGUAGAUUUUAAUAAUAAUAGUAAUGACAAUAAUAACAAUCACAACGAUUAAGAUUUGUAAAGCGCAACUCCAUGUAAGCAUGAUCGAGACAAAAAUUGGGAUUCCCGCGAGUUCACCUUGACUUGACUCCCGUUUGAUUGGGAAGAUAAUUUAUUUUCUGGUAAAGUUGCAUGGAUUUGCUCUAAGGUUAUUUUGCGUAAGGGCGUCUGCAAGUUUAUUUAGUGUGACAAUAUUCGCCUGUUGGAGUUCCUCCAUGAAUAUGCUUCCCUUACGCGUCACUUAUUUAAGAGGGGAACAUCCUGACAGAUGAGCAUUUGGUCGAUCAAUCCCAAGCGGUAAUCUCUGACGGGUUGUGAAGUGGUUAAGUAGGGAGUUUAAGAUGUCACUAGGGCGAUGUGUGGGAAAACGUUGCCGAAAACAAAGAUCCUUUUCUACUAAGAGUUUCGCCACUAUCUCGAUGCGUUUACCGUUUUCAACAAUACAACAUAUUCCUUUCGGCAUGACAUGGGAAAGUUGUGUUGAAUUCAAGGUAAAAGCAUGAAUAAACUGCUGUCCAGGUUUCCUUGCUUAGAGGACGUAAAGGUGAUUUCAUGCCUCACAUGGGACGGCUAAGAAAUGAUCGAAGUUUGAAACACACGGGCAGCGCUAUGGUGUGCUCAUUAGAUCUCUUGUUUGCUACAUUCUCGUUGCCGUCGCCAUCGUGGUAGUCUUUAAGUCACUUAUGUUUUCAUCCAAGCGAAUCGCCCUCUUUAUUCCUUAGGGAGCCCGGGACGAGUCGUUAGCCCAUCGCGCGACCGCCGUACGCAUGAGCAAGAGAAGAUAUCGCGUGAAGCGGAGGAAGAGCGCAGGCGUCGUUCGGACGAAGAAGAAGAUGAAGAAUGGGAAUACGAAGAAGAUUUAGGAGACGAAAAAGAUAAGAUACCACGACAAGGAGAAAGGUAGGAGGUGGUACUUAAUUUCUUCUUCAUCCGCAACGACGAUAGACUUGUUUCGCGCGCAUUAACCACAUGGGGGUUGACAUCUUAAAUCCAAGGGACGCACCAAUAUUUUAUGGGGGGAGGGGCGGGAGCAGGGGAAGUUGUUAUGAUUAAAACGUUUUCACGACGAGCAGUUUUGUUCAAAUUCCAAUCUCUCUUUUCUGCUAUAAAGAUCCGUCGCGCUUUUCUUUUCAGUUUCUGUAUCGUUGAUCGAUAUCGAAAUGGAAUUAAGCACCUCACCUACCACGUUCUUCUUUACUUUUUUCGGUUUAAUGUUCGAAAGGAGUGGAGAGCCAUCUUCACUGAAUAAUCGCUUUCAUUAUGUUUGCUUACGAUAUACAGAAAAAGACCUAGAGAAACAGGCUCGUCCAUAUCAACCAUCGAGUCGCCUGCGGGAGGGAAAAAGCGCCGAAGUGAAACCCCUGAGAUGGAAGUAACGCCAGGAGGGGAGGUGCCCGAAGGAGUCGUAAAACAGGAUGAUUAUGAGAAGGACGUCAUUACCGCAGCUCCCGUCAAGCAAACCGCAAAACCUAAGAAAAAGAAGGUGGGGAAAAAAGGGAAAGGUCCAAAACCUGACGGUGAACCUGAUGUUGAAACUCAAAAACCACCAGAGCCGCCUGCAGAGUCAGAGGAAUCGCCGGAAGGUGAGAAGCCUUUCAAGGUUGAGAAAAAGCUGAAGAAAGAAAAAGGAAAGACAAAAGAGACAAAAGAGAAGGUGACGAAAAAGAAGAAGAAGAACAUCGGUGUGGUGGCAUCAGAGCCCGGACUGGGCCCAGAAAAAACCGAAGAACCAACGAGCGUGACGGAAGAAAGUGGGGUAGCGUCGUCGGAAAAUCUUGGAGAAGUAACACAACAGUCCGAAGAGGAACUGAUUCCAAAGGUGGCUAAAAAACGCCGGCAUCCAGUUGCUCCUGAUGGGGAGGAAACGAAGAUGAAGGGUGGUGAUAAACCACCAAAGAAAAAGAAAAAGAAGAAACAUCAGCCCGAGGUUGUCGUUCAACCUUGGGCUGACCUUGAAGACGAGGAUGAAGAAAUGGUUCAAUACAAGUCCGAAGGCAACGAGCGCCAGGGUAGUGUCAAGGAUAGUCAGUUUGGACAGGUUGGGAACAUCGACGAGAAUAAAUCGUCUGACACAGUUGCAGAUGGAAGGAAGGAAACUGGAGAUGCUCCCAAAGAUGAGGAAUCCGUGACAGUGUUCAGUGAUUGGAGCGACGAUAGUCCUAUCGGAGACGACGCGUGGUCAGAUGUUAACGAACCGGAGAUUUCUGAGAGCAAACCGAAAAUCGACGAUAAGGAACGCGCAGCUACAAUGUCACCAGUUCGGAAUGAGGCGCCAACAUUCGACGAUGUUUACGACCCAAUAAGCGACGAUGAACUCGACGCCAUGUUAGGGGACGACGAUGAGGAUGCCAGAGCUGGGGUUUCUGAUAGUAAAGGUCCAUCUAGUGCUCCUAUGGCGGUUGAAGACGUUGAUUGGAGCGCGUUGGUCUCCGCGCAAAACACCUCAGACAAAACAGGUAAGUUCUUUUUCCUUGCAAAAACACAAAACGUUUUGGACUAAUAGUAGCUUAUCUGAUGUUAUCGCAAUUUUACGGCAAUGCAUCUGCUACAUGGAUAAGAAUAUGGAUGCCGGAAAGGUCCCGUUUUGAGCCCAGGCCGCCAGCGGCUAAUACGUUAUGUUGUUAGACGAGGCGCUUAACUGUCACAAUGUCUCUUUCCACGUAGAAGUAUAGAUGGUUUCCGGCGAACUGUGCGCAAAACCUGCAAUUUACAGUAUUUAGCAUUUCCGUGACCCUUUAACUCCCAUGAGUGACCAAGACAGAAUUUCUCCUUACAGUAUUAAUACAACAUCAAACCGACAAGCAAUGAGAAUAAAGAAAAAUAUCAAUUUGGGGAUUAGUAGUUGAUGCAAUACCAUAUUCUCCAAACUAACAUCAUAAGAAUUGUAUAGCAGACAGUGAGGAGUAUUACUAACGAGAUCUUGGGAAUGAAAGGGUUAAGGAUUAUCUUUACUCUUGAUCGCUUUUUGCUAAAACAACCGAGACAUACACCAGCGGUGUUGAUCACUUGGCUUGCUGACCUGAGAAAAUUUCCUAUGGAUUCCUUUCUUUCAUUUCAGGAGAAGAACCUGGAGCUCACUUAAAGCGCUUUACACCAGGUCAUGUGUUCUCGCGCAUUGGAAUCUCUUCGUCGCUUGCUGGUCCGCGGUUAACCAAAUUGGUGCAAAAAGCGUACGCUGAGGUGGCAAAAGAUAAACCUGCAGUGACGGAGACAGUUGACACGAGUGAUGUCGACGACGGGGGUGAUUCAAAAGUCAUAAACAGUAUUGGUGCGCUGGUGGCAGGUGCGGCUGCCAAAAGGCGCGAAAGAGGGACGUUGUUCACAGACGUUGGACCUUGCAGACGGGCAUUGUGCGCCCGCAUGGAUCUGGCGAUGAGAAAGCGACUGAGGAGGCUGACGGGCAAGGUUGGUUAAGACCUGCACCUUCAUAGUUUCUAAAUUAACACAAUGUAACGCUAAUUACCCCAGUUGUUUAAGACAGGAGACAUAAAAAGAAGAAGAAAAAAAUAAUAAGCUUUGAGCACUCCUCUAUGCUCCAUCUCAAGGCUCAUUUUCUAUCUUGUGUUGUUUAUUCUUUCCUAGGUCGGCCUUUUCCAAGUGCCAUCAACCGCCCCAGUCGACAACGAACUUUAUUCCAUGAGCGUGGCCUUGUACAAACACGAACAUUCUGCCAUGGACUCUUCUGUGACGAAGUUAAUCCCCUCCAGGGUGGGGGCGGUGCUUGCCACAGUGAAUUCUUAAGAUUCUUAAGCUAGGUUGCUUAGACCACAUUUGCUGGUCUGGGCGUCAAUUAGGAAAGUGGCCAAUUUUUAACUAUGAAAGAUAGCUCAGGUACUACAAUAUACUAACAGAAAAUACUCUUACUCAAGAACUAGAUUAUUGUCCGUUUGUGAAAUAAAGUAUGCCAAUAUUAC
Molecule: messenger RNA, 12074 nt
Organism: Pocillopora meandrina
Lineage: Eukaryota; Metazoa; Cnidaria; Anthozoa; Scleractinia; Pocilloporidae
Source: the annotation of a GenBank genome assembly